This is a messenger RNA of Vanderwaltozyma polyspora DSM 70294, 2088 nucleotides long. RefSeq lists its product as uncharacterized. The record is from RefSeq and is a predicted model, not a curated record. The transcript has a single exon. Lineage: Eukaryota; Fungi; Ascomycota; Saccharomycetes; Saccharomycetales; Saccharomycetaceae. Gene Ontology annotation, cellular component: plasma membrane; endoplasmic reticulum; lipid droplet. The coding region runs from base 1 to 2088 and encodes 695 amino acids. Gene Ontology annotation, molecular function: long-chain fatty acid-CoA ligase activity. Gene Ontology annotation, biological process: long-chain fatty acid metabolic process; long-chain fatty-acyl-CoA metabolic process.
AUGACAAUGUUUACUGUCGAAUCUGGCAAAGCUGCAAAUAUUCAUGAAACUGCUCCAAGAAGAAGCAUUGAAGCAAAAGAUGGCCUUUACUAUAGGCCAAAGGGUAUGGAAUGUUCAACCGUUUACGAAUUCGCCAUAGAAAGAUUUAACCAACUAGCAGAACGUAACGCUUUGGGUUGGCGUGAUGUCAUCGAUAUUCAUAAAGAAACAAAAUCUAUCAAACGUAAAAUCAAUGGUGAAUUCAAAAAUGUUGAUAAGACCUGGUUAUUUUAUGAGUUGUCUUCAUACAAAUAUACUACUUAUUCCGAAUUGAUCGAUGUUAUGCAUCAUAUAGGUGCAGGUUUGAGAGAAAUUGGUUUAACUCACGACAAUGAUGAUAAAUUACACAUUUACGCUUCAACUUCACAUAAAUGGAUGAAAAUGUAUUUAGGUGCUCAAGCACAAGCUAUUCCAGUCGUAACCGCUUAUGACACCUUGGGUGAAUCAGGUUUAAUCCACUCAAUUGCCCAAACUGAAUCAAAAGCUAUCUUCACUGAUAAUGCACUUUUACAUACUUUGAUCAAUCCUGUACAAAAAUGUAACUCAGUUAAAGCAAUUAUUCAUGCAGAUUUCGUUACUGAAAAAGACAAAAGACAAGGUGGUGAAUUAUAUGCUAAUGCCAAAAAUGCAAUCGAUGAGAUUAAAAAAGUCAGACCUGACAUUAAAUUUUAUUCCUUCGAUGAAUUAAUUGAAAUCGGUCAAAAAUCAAAAGAUAUUAAACCAAUUUUACCAACACCUGAUGAUUUAUCCUGUAUCAUGUACACUUCAGGUUCUACUGGUGAUCCAAAGGGUGUCGUAUUGAAACAUUCAACUAUCGUUGCUGCUGUAGGUGGUAUUGGUAUUAAUACUUCUUUCAUCCAAGAAGGUGAAAGAUUAAUCGCUUUCUUACCUUUAGCUCAUAUCUUCGAAUUGGCUUUCGAAUUAAUCACUUUGUUAGCUGGUGGUACUUUGGGUUACGCUACUGUUAAAACUUUAACUAAUGCUUCAGUUCGUAACUGUAAGGGUGAUAUGGCAGAAUAUAAACCACAUGUUAUGGUAGGUGUCGCUGCUGUUUGGGAAAACAUUAAAAAAGGUAUCAUUGCCCAAAUUAAUAGCUUAUCUCCAUUACAACAAAAAGUAUUUUGGGCUGCUUAUUACGCAAAAUUGACAAUGUCAAAUUAUCAUAUUCCAGGUAGUAACAUCUUAGGUAAUUUAAUCUUCAAAAAGAUUAAGCAAGCUACUGGUGGUCAUUUGAAAUAUAUGUUAAAUGGUGGUGGACCAUUGUCAUUAGAUACUCAAGUAUUUAUUUCAAACUUGAUUUGUCCAAUGUUAAUCGGUUAUGGUCUAACUGAAACUGUCGCUACUGGUACAGUCUUAAAACCAGCAAAUUUUGAAUUUGGUGUAGCAGGUAAUUUAGUCUGUUGUUUGGAUUGUAAAUUGGUGGAUGUUGAAGAAUUGGGAUACUUGGCUAAAAAUGAUCAAGGUGAAGUAUUAUUAAAGGGUCCUUCCAUCACUCCAGAAUAUUAUAAAAAUAAAGAAGAAACUGAUGCUGCAUUCACUGAAGAUGGCUGGUUUAGAACCGGUGAUAUUGGUCAAUGGAUGCCAAAUGGUCAUUUAAAGAUUAUUGAUAGAAAGAAAAAUUUGGUUAAAACUUUGAAUGGUGAAUACAUUGCAUUGGAAAAAUUAGAAUCUAUUUACAGAUCAAACAAAUAUAUUGCAAACAUCUGUGUAUAUGCAGACAUUACCAAGGUUAAACCAAUAGGUAUCAUCGUUCCAAAUUUAACUAAUUUGAAGCCUCUAGCUAUAGAAUUAGGCUUAUCUAAGACUGGUGAUGAUAUCGAUCAACUAAUACAUAAUAAAGAUUUGAUCUAUGGAGCUUUCAAUGAUAUCUUGAAGACUGGUAAAGAACAAGGUCUAGUUGGUAUUGAAUUAUUACAAGGUAUUGUCUUCGUAGAUGAAGAAUGGACUCCACAAAAUGGUUACGUCACAUCUGCCCAAAAGCUAAAGAGAAAAGAUAUCUUAAAAGCUGUCCAAAAAGAUGUCGAUGAAGUCUACGCUAGCAGCAGUUAG